This is a messenger RNA of Entrophospora sp. SA101, 183 nucleotides long. The record is from the annotation of a GenBank genome assembly. NCBI's taxonomy places the organism in Eukaryota, Fungi, Glomeromycota, Glomeromycetes, Entrophosporales, Entrophosporaceae.
GACCAAGUCAUAGAUAAAAUUGAAAAAGUCGAAGAAAAUAUCAAUAAUAGGUUUGAAUUGUUGAAUCAGGAUCAAGUCAAAGAGAAAAUUGAAGAAAUUGAAAAAAGUAUGAAGAAAUUGUUAAAUGGUGGUGUGCGAAUCAAAUCAAAAAGAAAUUUGAAUAAAUCGAAAAAAAAAACGUGA